AUGUCGGAAAGCAGCAAAGACAGUGAGGUUCAGCUUCCGCCGGAGUACCUCGGUCUCAAGCAAAUCACGCGGAAACCGUACCUUGACAAGCAGUAUGAAAAAGCAACAGACGUUGUCUGGAAGCUUUACAAGGAACACACCUACGACCCAAAGGAGCUUCUUGAUCUCAACGGGGAGAUCACCAAGCUGACUUUAGAAAAAGGUGUCUCCAAUGGAACAAGCUACCUAAUCUCGCUCGACCAUAUCUCUGAUACCCUUAAAGAGGUGACCACCGUUGCCAAAGCCCAGCAGGAUCCGGAUAAAGUGGAAGUUGAUAUCUGGAAACUGAACGAAACGAUUGAAAGAUGGGUUCGCGCCCACCAUUAUCCAAAAACUUGGCUUGCGACGUUUUCUGCCAAGGGUGGAAAGAUCACGCCAGGAGAGUGGCACGAGAAUACAAACAAUACACCAAAGGAUGGUGCGGAAAAGGGUGGCUUGACAGAAGAACACCAAAAGAUUUAUGAGCAAGCUACCACGCCGCUGAUGCAGCUCUACAAAAACAACUACAACACGGCGGCCCUAGGGAAACUUGCCGCCUUAAACAAGCAGAUAAGAGACUUGAACAAGCGCAAUGGUGUGCAUAGCGAAUCCUAUACCGUCGGCUUUGGUCCCAUCCGCAAGAAACUUGAUGUUUUAUAUACCGAUUACGCUAUGAAAAGGGCCUCCAAAGCCAAGAACGCCCAGAAUGAAAUAGGUGCCGCUAUCCACACGUUUAACGCAUUUAUCAAAGACUACGUUCGGAAGCAUUCCUACCCUGAUUUCUGGGCGCCGGAGUUUUCGCUUCAAAAAGCUAAGCUGCACAUCAGUUUCUCCCCGGCAGUUAAGUCUGAGGAGGAAACGGAGGAAGAGGCCACCAAGAAAAAGAAGAAGAAGAAGAAGAAGAAGAAGGCUGGGGAAGAAGAGGAGUCGGAGUCAGAGGAGGAGGAGGAAGAGGUCGCCAAAAAACAGAAGGACAAGAAAAAGAAGAAAAAGAAGAACAAGAGGAAGAAGGCUGGGGAAGAAGAGGAGUCGGAGUCAGAGUCAGACCCCUCGGACUCCUUCUCGGACUCUGAGGAGGAGGAGGAGGAGGAAGAGGUCUCCAAGAAAAAGAAGGACACGAAAAAGAAGAACAAGAAGAAGAAGGCUAAGGAAGAAGAGGAGGAGAAGGGGUCAGAGGAGGAGUUGUCGGAGGAGGAGGAGUUGUCGGAGGAGGAGGAGUUGUCGGAGGAGGAGGAGUUGUCGGAGGAGGAGGAGUUGUCGGAGGAAGACCUACCUCCAUUAAAGGAUUAUCGAACAGUGAAGGCUGGCAAAACUGGGGACGGGCGGAAAAUCUUAGCCUACAGGGAUGUGACGCGCUGGAAUAGAAAGGAGAAAAGAUACGUGAAAGGCCCGUCAACGUUUAUUGUCCAGAGCAAGCCGCAUAGCCGGAUCUGCACCCUCGAGUCUGAUCUACAGAUUGGACUUGACGCGUCAGAAGCUUACUGCGCCUGGGAUAAGAAACUUGACUACGAGAAAAAUGCACCGGAGCUCGGCCCAAAGGACUGGGAGAACUUUAAAGGGAUUAGGAUGGUUGCUUGCCGAGUCCCCAGAGGGCCAGUGAAAAUAGCGCCCGAGAGGAGAGUUGAUGCGGUCUUUGAAAAGCCUAACGGAGAGGAAUAUGGAGGCUGGAUCGGUUAUAGCGAGUUGUGUCGUGUUACCGGCAACAGGAAACGCGCUACCGAAUUGAUCAAGGCUAUAUAUCGGGCCGAAUCCGCACGGGACCCAUGUGAAGGUAUGAUCGUUGGAAAGUCUACAGAGCGGACAUCAUCCACCACCAGGGAUGAGAAAUACUCCCAAGGUUCGGCGGCGUCCAAAGGUAAGGGUAAGUCGACAUCGGCGCCAGCCAAGGGUAUGGAUAACGAGGUAAUCCAAGCCCUGCAACUACUACGUCGUCUCGGGUAUGGUGUCGCAGGGUAA
Molecule: messenger RNA, 1974 nt
Organism: Arthroderma uncinatum
Lineage: Eukaryota; Fungi; Ascomycota; Eurotiomycetes; Onygenales; Arthrodermataceae
Exons: 1
Coding region: 1-1974 (657 amino acids)
Source: RefSeq, a predicted model, not a curated record